Messenger RNA from Clonostachys rhizophaga, 477 nucleotides. Lineage: Eukaryota; Fungi; Ascomycota; Sordariomycetes; Hypocreales; Bionectriaceae. The record is from the annotation of a GenBank genome assembly.
AUGGCUAAGAUUCAGAUGAUGGUGGUGGUGGUCAUGAUGAUCACGAUGAUGGCGUGGGUUGUGGCCGACACAAAUGGUACGUCCUCUGCUGGUGAGCAAGGUUCGUGGGCCCAGUUCAAAGAGAUCGGCUCAGCGAUGAGUGGCUGGGUCGCUGUUCUUGGCCUUAUUAACACUUGGUUCGACCCCUGGGAUCGUUACUUUCCCAAGAAAGGCACACAAGGCGCUCCCGGUGACAAAGGUGCUGAAGGUGCCGAAGGCGAGCGUGGAUCACGAGGUCCGGUUGGAGAACCAGGUCCAUGUCAAUGUCGAUGCCGAUCCUCAAGUACCAUGGUCAAUGCUUCGACGCAAACCUCUGCCCCCGCGAACAACUCGUCUCGGAGUUCAUCUACUCGCUCUUCCCGUAUCACCGCUGGGACAAAACCAGCGGGUAAGAACAUGAAGCUACGUUGGAGAGCGCCUCCGGGAAAACCGAUUUGA